AUGCCCAGCAGCGAAGCUUUGCGCACGCUGAGGUGGCUCACUCGCAGCGUUAAUGGUGCCCUUCAGCAGCCACAAACCGUGAUACAAGGAUGCGCAAGCUCAUCGACUCGGCUCAUGGCUACUGUCUCAGAAGCAUCAUCUAAAACAUCAACUCAAACCGACAGCAGAACGCCCUGGCAACCUCCUGCUCCUGCCCUCGUCACCAUUCACUCCUUUCCAUCAAUGACACCUCUCCGCUUCGAGGAAUACUCGCCAGAUCAUUUACUCGUACCUCUUCGAAGGGAUCUCCUCCACCGCGCUGUUGUCUACGAAGGUGACAAGACUCGCCAGGGUACCGCGAGCACAAAAUGGCGUGACGAUGUGCACGGAAGUGGACGAAAACUUGCUCCCCAAAAGGGUACUGGUCAUGCGCGAGUUGGCGAUAAGAAGUCUCCUAUCCGACGAGGCGGUGGUGUUGCACACGGUCCCCAUCCGCGAGACUUCUCGACCGAUUUACCCAGAAAAAUGUACGACAAGGCUUGGAGGAUUGCCCUGAGCUAUCGCUACACUCGUGGAUCACUAUUGGUUGUCGACAAUAUCGCCAUGCCCGAAAACUCCUCGCCAUGGUUCUGGAAACGAUUCUUUGAGGCUACUCCCUGGGGCAAGCACCAUGGAGGAUGUACCUUUGUUAAGGAUCGUAUGGAUGAGGAUCUUUUCAGCGCUAUUGCCGAGUUCCACCAGCAUAGCAGAAUACUUGAUCGGCCGGACCUGGAUGUGAAGGAUAUUUUGAAGAACGGAAAGAUGAUCAUUGAAAAGAAAGCCUUGGACAAGAUCCUGCGAGAUCACUCCAGAGACCUACCUACGCCACCGCCCAAGGCUACCUACCCUGAAGGAAUAGCCUCAACACCGCUGAGCCGGCUCUCGCGGUCUACUUUUUCAGCUAUGCCUCUACGCGCGAAAGUGACCAACCCAGCUUUCGCAUCCAAGAUGUCUCAAAGCACGAGUGCUGCGUCGAAUCCUGCCGUCGACUCUGACGAUGUCCUUUUUUACUCUACCUAUGGAUUGCGAUUGAUCGAACUCAACAGACCCAAGAAAUUGAAUUCUCUCAAUGGCUCGAUGUGCCAACAGAUUAUUCCCCGACUUCUGGAAUGGGAAAAUUCACAACUAGCCAACAUAAUUAUGAUCUCAGGGCGAGGCGAGAAAGCUCUCUGUGCAGGCGGAGACGUCGCAGCUCUCGCAGUAAACAACAAGGAAGGCCCUGAAGGCGUUAAACGAUCACAGGAUUACUUUGCUCAAGAAUACCAGCUCGACCACUUGAUUGCGACGUAUAGCAAGCCCUUCGUGGCCGUUAUGGAUGGUAUCACAAUGGGAGGCGGAGUGGGAUUGAGUGUUCACGCCCCCUUCCGUAUCGCUACCGAACGUACCCUCUUCGCUAUGCCCGAGACCACAAUUGGAUUCUUCCCCGACGUUGGCGGCUCGUUCUUCCUUCCGCGACUUGACGGCGAAAUCGGUACUUAUCUCGCUCUUACCUCGGAGCGUCUCAAUGGUGUGCAGGCCUUUUACACUGGUAUCGCAACACACUACGUCGACUCGAGUGUGCUCGGCAACUUGACAAACCGACUUGCGGAAUUGGUGUUCAAGGACUAUGCCAAUCUCCAAGAGCGCAAUGACCUCGUCAACAAGACCAUCGCCGAGUUUGCGACUGGUCUGCCAUCUAUCGAACAGGAGCCUAUUCAUCUCCGAUACAAGCUCCGCCAGGCUAUUGACCGAUGCUUCAAGUACAACACCGUCGAAGAAAUCGUCAAAGCGCUCGAGAAGGAAGAAGACCAGAAGGAAUGGGCACAAAAGACGCUCGAGACACUCACCAGCCGCUCACCAACGUCCCUCAAAGUCACACUUCGUCAACUCCGUCUCGGCAAGAACUGGAGCAUCAAGGAGACGUUCCAGCGCGAACAUGCCAUCGCAAGUGUGUUUAUGAAUCACCCGGAUUUCGUCGAGGGAGUCUCAGCGCGUCUGAUCUCCAAACCUGCACGAACCCCCGAAUGGCAACCCAGUCGUCUAGAGGACGUCACGUCACAGGCUGUGGAUGCUUUCUUCAAGAUUGAGGGGGAGCCCUUGAGCACAUUCCACGAUAACGACUACAAGCAGUACCCUCAUGCCAAGUAUGCGUUGCCCACAGAAGCAGAUAUCGAGGCGUUUGUGCGCAGCAACAGGACGACUGGAGCAGAUGCUGUGAAGGAAUUCGUCCAGAAUUGGGGUCAGAAGGAAGGCGUCAAGGCUAAGGUGUCUGAGGUGCUUGGCCGACGCACUGAGAAGACGGACAAGGGGCUGAGGUGGAUUGAAGAAGAGGGUAAGGAGGAUAAGGAGUAG
Molecule: messenger RNA, 2349 nt
Organism: Talaromyces amestolkiae
Lineage: Eukaryota; Fungi; Ascomycota; Eurotiomycetes; Eurotiales; Trichocomaceae
Exons: 5
Coding region: 1-2349 (782 amino acids)
Biological process (GO): translation; L-valine catabolic process
Cellular component (GO): ribosome; mitochondrion
Molecular function (GO): structural constituent of ribosome; 3-hydroxyisobutyryl-CoA hydrolase activity
Source: RefSeq, a predicted model, not a curated record